Messenger RNA from Triplophysa dalaica, 12962 nucleotides. It is a transcript of the gene abca12, whose product is annotated as ATP-binding cassette, sub-family A (ABC1), member 12. Gene Ontology annotation, biological process: transmembrane transport; lipid transport. NCBI's taxonomy places the organism in Eukaryota, Metazoa, Chordata, Actinopteri, Cypriniformes, Nemacheilidae. Bases 1 to 12255 code for a protein of 4084 amino acids. The record is from RefSeq and is a predicted model, not a curated record. Gene Ontology annotation, cellular component: intracellular membrane-bounded organelle; membrane. The transcript has 57 exons. Gene Ontology annotation, molecular function: lipid carrier activity; ABC-type transporter activity; ATP binding.
AUGAGCAACGCUGAAGCUGGAAACAUCACGCAGGAGACUAUUAAGCAGGUUGAUGAGGUCUUUAAUGCACUCUUGCCAGUCGAGGUUAAUGCAGUGUUUGGUCCCAUAACAAAAAGCAUUUUGACGUAUUUGCAGUCCAUCUCCGUACCUGGUGGACCUGACAAAUGGAACCAAGUCAUUCUUGAUGUCAUGACAGAUCUUCAGAAUUCAUUGUCGUCAAACAGCCCAGCUCAGCCCAUCAUUUCCAUGUUGCUCAACAUCACCCAAUUCAUUCUGAGCUCAGAUAAAGUCAACUUGACAGGGAACUUGAUUGAUACCCAACAACUGACUGGAUUGUUUAAUGAAACUAUAUCUUUACCCCUGGAUGUGGUUGACAACAUUCUUGUUGGUUACUAUGGUUUGCUUCAGUUGAUCACAAACCCCAAUAUGAGUUACGCCGAAGCUGGUAACCUCACAGUAGAGACCAUCCAGAUGGUAGAUGACGUCAUUCGAACUCUUUGGUCUGUGGACACCGCUGAAGUGCUGGUUCCAGUCACAAACACCAUUAUCAUCCUUUCGAGCAGCAUCUCUAAACCUGGAGAACCUGAUAACUGGAAUGAAAUAAUUCUUAACCUGAUGAAAGAACUCCAGAACUCCCUGCCGACAAACAACACACCCCAGUCCAUCAUUUCCAUGUUUCUAAAGGUCGCAGAAUCCAUUCUAAGCUCCAGUGAAAGAAACUUUCCUAGCAACCAGGAUAUCUCUAACAUUGCAGAAAAUGUAACACACAUUAUGGGCCAACUAAUCCAGUCCCUGCUCUCGCCUGAAGAGAUGGCCUCCGUCACAGUUUCUGAGCAGGUGCUUCAACAUCUAAACCAUGCUCUAGAGGUGGCCAUGUCUGAUGGUGGUCUACAAAACGAAAAGUUCACAAAAUCCAUUGUCAGUGCUAUUGGUGUGGUUCUGGAGAGAAUGUCUAAUGAGACUGGACGUCUACCUCAGGACGGAAUUGACAACAUUCUUGGUGCUUUUCAUGGUUCGCUCCAGCUGAUCCUGAACCCCAAUAUGAGCAACUCUCAAGCUGGAAACAUCACACAGGAGAUUAUUAAGCAGGUGGAUGAGAUCGUUCAUGCUCUUUUGCCAGCCGAGGCAACUGAAGUGUUGGGUCCUAUAACAAACAGCAUUUUGAUCUAUUGGCAGACCAUCUCUCAACCUGGUGGACCUGACAAAUGGAAUGAAGUCAUUCUCAGUGUGAUGACCGAUCUUCAGCAUUCAGUCUCGUCUAACAGCCCAGCUCAGCCCAUCAUUUCCAUGUUGCUCAACAUCACCAAAUCCAUUCUGAGCUCAGAUAAAGUCAACAUGACAGAGGACUGGAUUGAUACCCAACAACUGACUAGUUCGUUUAAUGGAACUGUCGCUUUACCUCAGGAUGUGGUUGACAACGUUCUUGUUGGUUAUUAUGGUGUGCUUCAGUUGAUCACAAACCCCAAUCUGAGUUACACUGAAGCUAGCAACCUCACAAUAAAGACUAUACAGACGGUGGAUGAAGUCAUUCAAGCUCUUUGGCCUGUGGAGACUACUGAGGUGCUGGUUCCAAUCACAAACAGCAUUAUUACAUUUUUGAACAGCAUGUCCAAACCUGUCGGGCCUGAUAACUGGAAUGAAAUCAUUCUUGAUGUCAUGGAAGAACUCGUGAUUUCCCUGCCUUCAAACAACACGGCUCAGUCCAUCAUUUCCAUGUUUCUAAAGGUCACAGAAUUCAUUCUAAACUCCAGUGAAGGAAACUUCACAAGCAGCUGGACUGACCAACUGGAUGUCGGUAACUUUGCAGAUAAUGUAGCGUCCACGAUAGAUCUCGAACAACUAAUACAAAACCUGCUCUCGCCUGAAGAGAUGGCCUUCUUUGCGAUUUCUGAGCAGGUGGUUAAGCAUCUAAACCAUGCUCUAGAGGUGGCCAGCACCGAUGGUGAUCUUCAAAGUGAAAAGUUCGCAGAAGCCAUCGUCAGUGCUGUAAGUGUGGUUCUGGAGGGUGUGCAGAAUGAGACUGGACCUCUAUCUCAGGAUGGGACUCACAGCAUUCUUGGUGCUUUUCAUGGUUCACUCCAGUUGAUCCUGAACCCCAAUAUGAGCAAUGCUCAAGCUGCAAACAUCACACAGGAGAUUGUCCAGAGGGUGGAUGAAGUGAUUCAUGUCCUUUUACCAGAGGAAGUGACUGAGGUGCUGGCUCCCAUCACAACUGGCAUUUUAUCCUAUUUUAAGACCAUUUCCCAACCUGGUGGACCUGACAAAUUUAAUGAAGUAAUUGUAAAUGUGAUGAGAGUGCUUCAAAAUUCUCUUCCGUCAAACGGGACAGCUCAGUUCAUCCUAUCUUCGGUUCUUAAAGUCACAGAGCGCAUUUUGAGCCCACAACAAGGUCCUGUAAACCCUUGGGAAUACUUUGGAGACUUCAGUCUAGACAAUUUGAAUAAAUUAACAGCACAGCUGACAGAGUAUAUGAGCUCUGUGUCCCCAUUCUUGAACGAAUCCUCUCACAUGGUCACGCAAGCUGCAGCCGUACUGGUCCAGAUCAUCUCUGGGAACGCUGACGAAAUGACCUUUGACAAGUUGGAGGAGAUGCUGGCUGCUUUCUUACCAACUUUCAGUGAAACUGCUCUGUGGGAGUCAUUGCCCUCUGUUGUCUCCACAAUGCAGACGAUCAUUGUUAACAGUACUCAAAACAUACAGGCGCAAACAGCGUUCUUCUAUUCACUUCAGGAGCCAUUGCAAAGCCUUUUGUCAGACAUCUUUGAUGGCGUGAAUGCAAGCAGUUUCAACACUAUGAAUAUUGUUGGAGGAUUGCCACAGGCCCUUCUUUUGACCGCAGAAUUUGCUGGACAGGCUGUUUUUGAGGGUAAUGGCCUAAAUUGCAGCUACGUGCUGGAAAUAUGGAAGGAUGUUGGAAAUGUUGCUGGCAUCAGUGAAAAUGAUGUUGUCUUGUGGUGUAACGUCCACCUACAGCCUGUCACGGUAGCUUUCAGUACACCAGAACUUGUGACCACAGCCUACAAUAUAACGGAAAUGGACCCUCUGUGGGCAAAUAAGACUGCAGACAUGAUGGUCGAGUUGCUGGAGACGUUCUACGGAGUGGCUUUAAACUACACCUUUGCUGGUGAACAGCUAAUGGAAAACCUGUUGAAUUACACGUCAACAUUGUCCAACCUCUCUGUACCAGAAUUAACAAACCUGGCUAACUGGAACGCCCAGCUUUACCAGACACAGCUUCAACAAAGCAUGUCCCAAUUGCAAAUGGCUCUGGACCAAAUCGGCGAUGAGCAUCCUGGGAUGAUGCCAUACAUCAAUGCAAUUCAAGAAACCAUACACCACACCUUUCAAAAUAGUCUUCUGCAAAACUCAACUUCAGACUCUGAGAUCAUCAUGCAGGCUUUAGAGAUUGCCCUAACUGGAAUGAACUUUACAGAGGAAUCCAUCAAUUAUUUUCUUAGUGGCGACAUGUUUAUGAACCCAAAUGGAAGCAUAAUUGACAACAUUAUAAAUGAUGUGAUCAAACAAGUCAUUAGUAUGGAAUUGCUGGGAGAUUCGCCAAUGUUGUAUGGAAUAAUGCAACAGUUUGUGAAUUUUGACAACACAAGUGGCAUCCUGUGGAAAAUGAUUGAGUUGGUCAACUGGAUGAGCUUCACUGAAGAAACUGGAAUCAACUUUGUCAUAGAGGGCCUGCCCAAGCUGUACCAGAUUGUGCGGCAAAUUCUGCCAUCUGUAACCACGAUGACAUCUCCACUGCAGUGCUUUGCUGAUACUUUCAUUGACAUCGCAGGUAAUGUUUUGUACUUGCUGAGACAAAUCAAACAAACCAGUGAGCUUUUUGACCCGGUGGAACACUAUCUGAACCCAUUCCAAAUGCAGCUGUCUCAAAGACAAAACCUACAUGAACAAUUGUCCCAUACUAGAAACACCAGAAGACGCACAGGAACGAGGGAACCAGUGGACGACUUCCUAGACCUUCUUGACAUCGACUACCAAGCCUUGCUUCAGAUUCUCUCCAUUCCACUUACCACAACUGAGAUUCUGGAGACCAUGCAUGUGUUCUUUGCCAAUCCAGACCUAGCUGUCAUACUGAAGGGGUUUUCGGGAGUAGGUCAUGAGGAAACCAUUGAUACGAGUCUGAAUGUGCUGUCCUACCUGACACUCCCCAAUAAUGGAGAAGAACUCCUGGAGAUGUUCAUGGACAUUAACAAUGAAGGAUGGAAUCUGGAAAACCUACAUAAAAUAGAGAAGCUAGCACAGAGCCUGGGAAAAACGGUCGAUGUGGCUAUGGGGCUUUCAGACCAGCCUUCUCUGAACAUCUCGCAAAGAAUUGAACAUGUGGCUGGACAACUUCAAGCCUCUGUGACCAACAUGGUCUUAAAUGAAGGAAAUGUCACCAGUGCAGUCCACUUCCUUAGUGCCCUCAACACCAUCCUUUCUGAGAACUUUAAGGAAGUCAAUGAUGUCAGCCCUCAAGUCGCUAGUAGUCUUCAAAACAUACUUGGUCCUUUUUCAAGUCCAGAGUCACAGAUGAGUGUGGAAGCCUAUUUGACAGCCGUGGACCAAACUGCUGAAGCCUUCUCCCCUCUACUCUCUGGAGAUGAAGCAAUGUAUUUCAACAUAUCUAGACAAAUGCUCAAAGCCUUUGCAUUGCUUGAGGUGUAUCCUAAAGAUCAGAAUGAAGUCCUGCAUGCCACCAGCCUGAUUUCUGACUCUCUGAACCAUCUUCUUAACCUUUCGAAAAUCACAACGAUUCCAACCGGGCAGUCAGUCGAAGAGAUUACCCACCCCCUAAUCCUCAACAGCGCGUUGGCCACCCAAAUCCUGUUUAACCUCUCCAUGUCUAACUACAGCCUGAGCAACAAUGCGGAGAUGGAGUGGCAGCUGAACCAAAUUUUCAAUCAGAUGUCUGCUGACCUCCCCAUGGAAAGCCAUGUGUACCUCCACUCUGUGAAAUCGGCACUCUUCAGUGCCCUUUCAAUUGUAUCCAAUGCUACAGAAAUCAUUCCCAAAUUCCCACAAAUCUCCAAGGAGGUUACGGACUCUCUCCUUUCCUCCCUAAACAUAACAUAUGAUCCAAUGUCCGAGGAAAUGUCUCCAGUCGACCUUGCUUACAUCUUGACGACAGUGUCUAAUCAAGUGUCCGUGAACCUUUUCGAAGGCCUCAUGGCAAACGACUAUACUAUCCAAAUCUCUCAAGUGGUGAAUUCUUCAAGUGAGGCUUUACUGAAUUUGUAUCCAAUAAUGCCUCUUGACGGACAACCAUACCUCAAUAUGACAAUCCACCUCAUGGAGACAAUGACCUCUGUCGUCAACGACUCAAACUCAGUUGAGGAUGUAGACGGGGCGGUAUCUCUCAUAGUCAAUACUAUCAACAGUCUGCUCUCAAUAGUGCCGCAGGUCAAUACGAACUCCACGGACAACAUCAUGGUUAACCUGGAACAGACCCUGAAGGUCGUUCUAAUGAUCCUCCAAAUGGACCAAAACCCUCUUGCCCAAACGGCUGACAUUACCCAGCAGCUGAUGCACACCAUCCAAAACCUCCUCCCGCAGGGCAAUGGCAGCAUGGAGUUUAAUCUGGCCGAAUUAGUGCUGGGGGCUGCCAACAUAAGUAUUGAGCAUCUGCAGAUGAUGAAUGACACCAACUGGACAAACAAGGUUCCUUUGAUGCUGUCAGAUUUAGCAGAUGCUCUUCCAGAUGACCUGCAGUAUGCUAGUUUUAUUAAGACCGUCAUGAGGAGUUUGGCCAACGAAUCCCAAGAGAAUCUCCACCUUCUGCAGGAAGUGUUAAACACUCUCUUUGAAGUCGGCUCAGCCAAUUGGAUGAACGAGAGUUCGGGGCUGAUACUUGACCGCCUGUUGGCUCAGGUGUGUGCUCUGGAAGACAUGUCCUCUGUGAAGUUGAUCAGCCAGUCGUUGUCGUUGGACCACAAACUGCUGUGUACCUUGGCCAUUCCCACCAUCCAGGUCAUCCGUCAGCUCACGCUCGGCGCAGUGACAGAGAGCAUUAGCAUCUACGAUCUGAUUUUCCAGACAUUUGUGGGAGACCUGAGCACUUACCACACUGCACUGGACUGGACGUCUACGAUCUCUCAAAUUGUUGGUUUUGACAUCUCUAUGCUAAAAAAUCUGAGUAUUAAUAUGCCUGCUCCAGCUGAAGUGGAGGUAUCAGAGCUGCUGGAAAACACAACCCUGUUUGUUGAGGAUGUCAUGCGGUAUACAAGCUUUCCACCUGAAUAUCUUAAGGCACUUCUAGAGUCCCCUCUACCAAGCAGUAAUCUGCAGAUCUUGAAAUAUUUGGAAGACCUGAAGCAAUGUUCCAACCCCUCAUCUCUGGGUCUGAGCCCUCAAGGACAGGCUGUCUUUAGUGCUUUCUGUGAUCUGCCAGUCAAUGAAUGGUACACCAUGACACUUCUGUUGGUUCGGCACGUGGACAUGAAGUCUGCAAUAUUCAGGCUUGUAGUAUCCAAAGAAAUUCAGGAUUUGGUCGGAGUCAUGCUUGAGAUGAUCAAUUUCCUGACAGAAAUGAUGAGCAAGCUGUCUCCCGCCCUAAAGAAACUGCAGGAGUACCUGACAACAAUAGAAGAUCUUAACCUAGUGGCCAACAAGGAGUUUCACGGUCUGGUAAGAGGAAAGCGCUCAACCAUAUCGAGCAAAGCCACCUUGAGCACCAUCUCUCGCGCCUUGUGCAAAAACGGCAUCCUGACACUUUUCGCCAUCAGUAAACUUCCCAUCGCAGCUGACACGGAUCCCUCCGUCCAAGAGGUCCACAGGAGGGAGGAACUCAUCGAGAAGUUCAAAAUCCCACACGAUGCCAGUCCCUUCUGUAUGAACCUCUACUUGGAUAUGGUGAAUACAACAGGGGGCGCUGUGGCCUGGGCCUUCCUCAAACCCAUGCUGUUGGGACAGGUCUUGUACUCGCCAGACACGCCUCUGACCAGAGAAAUAAUCAAAAAGUCAAAUUCCACACUGAAUCAGUUUGGUGAUCUGAAGCUGUAUUCUGCAGAGUGGUUAAAGUCAUCGUCUUAUGUCAUGCAGUCUGCUAAUGUUCUGGCUAAAACAUUGCCGAUUCUUCAGAACUCUCUGCGCAAUCCCUUCGUCCAAAACUUCAUUCAGACUCAGACUGGUAUUGAUGUCACACAGAUGAGUGCAACGCUCAGCCAAUUCUCUAACAUGACAGUUCUAUUAGACCAAAACAAGCUCAUCAUGGAUCAGAUCACCACCCUCUCCAACCUGAUGAUGAACCUCUCCUCCUGUGUGAACUUCGACCGAUACAAAGGCUUCAAUUCUUCUGAUGAGCUUGACAUCCGUGCUGAGAAGCUGGCUCAGAACCGAGAACUCUACGCCAGCGUCAUCUUCAAACUUCCCAAGGAAAAGUCAAACUCCAGCCUGCCCCCUGAGAUCGACUACACCAUCCGCAUGAACAUUGAGAACUCCAUGCGGACAGACCGUGCCCGGAAUCCCUUCUGGGUCAAGGAUGCCUUCAUCUCGGCCAUGAACACACAGCGGUACAGUCGAGGCUUUGUAUACCUGCAGGAGAGCAUUGAGAGAGCCAUCAUUGAAAUGCAGACGGGUAAAGCCAUUGAUGGGCCCGCCGUCCAGAUCCAAGCCUUCCCGUAUCCCUGUUACUACAAGGAUGAGUAUCUCAACAGCAUUGCUUUCGUCUUCCCGAUGGCGCUCAUGAUUUCUUGGGUUCUGUUUAUUGCCAACUUUGUGAAGAAACUCGUCCACGAGAGGGAGCUGCGUCUCCAUGAGUACAUGAAAAUGAUGGGCGUCAAUCCCAUCAGUCACUUCUUUGCCUGGUUCAUUGAGAGCGCCGGGUUCCUUGUGGUCACUAUCACCAUCCUCACCAUCAUUUUGAAAGCAGGCGGCAUCCUCCCUUACAGUGAUGGCUUCGUGAUCUUCCUCUACCUGUGUGACUACGGCCUCAGCAUCCUCGCCAUCAGCUUCCUGGUCAGCUCCUUCUUCGACAAGACUAACAUCGCCGGGCUGAGCGGCAGCCUCAUCUAUGUGAUCAGCUUUUUCCCCUUCAUCGUGCUGAUUCACCUGGAGGACAACCUCUCGUUCCCCGUGAAGAGCGCGCUGGGUCUCUUUUCUCCGACAUGCUUCAGCUACGGUAGUCAGUAUAUCACACGCUAUGAGAAACAGGAAGAAGGCAUCCAGUGGAGCAACAUGUAUAUUUCUCCUCUGGCCGGUGACACAACAUCCUUCGGUUGGCUCUGCUGGCUGCUCCUCAUCGAUUCAGGGUUGUAUUUCAUCAUCGGUAUUUACAUCCGCAUGGUCUUCCCAGGCAAGUAUGGCAUUGGGGUUCCAUGGUACUUCCCUUUUACACGGUCCUACUGGACGGAUAUGUUCAGCUGCUGUAUCAGAUCACCAAAGAAGAUUGGCAGAGGGCUUCUCUUCACCAACAUGAUGCAGGAGCACAACAACCGUGAUAAAAGCAAAGGUACUAAUACAUUCUUGGCUAAUGGAGAAGAAGACCUCUCACGGUUGCCCGUGGGAGUCUCGCUCCACAGCCUGACAAAGACCUACGGCAACCGGCAUGCGGUAGACAACCUGAAUCUUUCUUUCUACGAGGGACAUGUCACCUCUCUACUGGGUCACAAUGGUGCUGGGAAAACCACCACUAUGUCACUCUUGACCGGCUUGUUUGCACCCACCUCUGGCACCAUUGAGGUCUAUGGAAUGGACAUGGAGACUUAUAUAGAGGAUGUGCGGAAGGAGAUGGGCGUGUGCAUGCAGUAUGAUGUCCUUUUCGAUCACCUCACCACCAAGGAACACCUACUGUUAUACGCCCAGAUCAAAGCACCCCAGUGGAACAAGCAGGAAGUGAAGGACCAAGUGUGCAGGAUUCUAAAGGAAACAGACAUGUACUCCCACCGACAUAAACGUGUUGGCACCCUGUCAGGCGGCAUGAAGAGGAAGCUAUCCAUCUCCAUCGCCUUCAUAGGAGGCUCUCGGCUGGUGGUGCUGGAUGAACCGACCACCGGGGUGGAUCCCUGCUCUCGACGCAGCAUCUGGGACAUCGUCCUUCAGCACAAGCAAGAACGCACCAUCAUUCUUUCCACCCAUCACCUGGACGAGGCCGAGGUUCUCAGCGAUCGCAUCGCCUUCCUGGAGCUCGGAGGCCUGAAAUGCUGCGGUUCUCCAUUCUACCUGAAAGACAAGCUGGCUAAAGGUUACAACCUCAUCCUUACGAAGAAGGUUCAGUGUCCUGAUUCAACGGAAAAGUUUGACAGCGAGGAACUAAAACAAUUCAUUCAGUCCCACCUGCCCGACGCUAGGCCGAAAGAGGUAGACGUAGGUGACGUGGUCUACUCUCUCCCGCAGUACAGCCCUCAGAACGCAGUCGCGUACCAAUCACUUCUCAACGGUCUGGAUCAAAACCUGGACAGACUUCAGCUCGGCUGCUAUGGCAUUUCAGACACCACCCUCGAAGAGGUGUUCCUGGAGUUAACUCAAGACAAUAUGGAACCUGAUGUAAACAGCCUCCCCUCCGUGUCAGAGUCUGUGCUGGUGAAUGACUUAUUUGCUUCGAGUGACAGUAUUGCGGACGACAUUAACAGCAUGUAUCUCGGAGAGAAAGCCAGCCUCACCGGCAGCUCGAGCAUGAGUGGGUUGGCCCUGACAGCACAGCGCGUGAUGGCAAUGCUGCUGAAACGUGUGCAUCACUCCAAGAGGGAUUGGAAGGGUCUGAUCUCGCAGGUGGUGCUGCCUGUGCUCUUUGUCGUCGCCGCCAUGGGUCUAGGCUCUAUCAAGAGCGAUCUCCAGCACUUUCCAAAGAUGGAGCUGACCCCUGCUCUCUACCACGUCGAUGAACAAUACGCUUUCUUCAGUAAUCAGAAUUCCAGCAGCAGCAGACUUGUAGACAACAUGAUGUCCUAUCCAGGCAUUGACCACUUCUGCAUGAAAAACCCCAGUAACCCGGUUUGCUUGGAGAGGCAUGACAAAGGAGCAGAGACUUGGAUCUCCAGAGGAAACAACUCGGCUAAGUUUUCCACCUGCAAGUGUAGCGAGCAAACGCAGUCAUGUCCUGCCUCAGGUUACGAUCCUCCUCACAUAAGAAAUCCAUCAUCCCAGAUCGUCUACAACCUGACGGGCAUCAACAUAGAGACCUAUUUGCUGUCCACUGCAAAUGACUUCAUUAGAAACAGAUACGGAGGCUGGGAAUUUGGAAAGCCCCUCCCUAUUGAUCUCAAGUUGGACAUGUUAGACGUACCACAGAACAGAACUCUUUCUAAGGUUUGGUAUAAUCCAGAAGGCCACCACAGCAUGCCAGCUUACCUCAACAGCCUCAAUAACUAUCUGCUCAGAUCCAGUCUGCCACCUGAGAAACGACAACAAUACGCUAUCUCGGUAUCCAGCCACCCCUAUCCUGGCCAAGUUCAAGGAGAAGAUAUCAUGGUUGGAAGUCUGGUCAGCAUUCUGGUCUCACUCUGCGUCAUCACCGGCUACUCCAUCAUGACUGCCAGCUUUGUCAUCUAUGAGGUUCAGGAACAUCACACCGGUUCCAAGAGACUUCAGCAGAUCUCUGGCAUCAGCGAGCAUUUUUACUGGAUCAUCAACUUCUUCUAUGAUAUGGCUCUUUACAUGGUUCCUGUGGUCCUCUCUGUGGCUACGGUAGCAGUGUUUCAGCUCUCGGCCUUCACAGACAGGCAGAACCUCGCCGCAGUCACUCUUCUGCUGGUGCUAUUCGGCUUUGCUACAUUCCCUUGGAUGUAUCUUCUGUCUGCUGUAUUCAAGGAUACAGAGAUGGCCUUCAUCGGUUAUGUGUGCAUCAAUCUGUUCAUCAGCGUCAACACAAUCAUCUCCACUUCCAUUCUCUUCUUCCUCGGUCAACUCGACCCCAACGAACUGAACGUUCAGGAUGUGUACCGAACCAUGAGCAACCUGUUUCUAGUCUUCCCUCAGUUCAGCUUUGGAAACGGGCUGAUGGAGCUGGCACGCGUUGACAUGCAGGUUCAGAUCUUGAACGCUUAUGGGGUGGACGCCUACAAAAACCCUUUCAGCAUGGAUGUGCUUGGCUGGAUGUACAUCUCCUUGUUCCUGCAGGGUGUCAUCUGCUUCACGCUCCGCCUCUUACUUAACAAAUCACUCAUUCGCAAAGUCAGACGGCUAAUCUGUCGUAAGAAGAUCGUUGCUCAGAGCUAUAAUCCCAAUGAUGAUGAAGAUGUGACAGCUGAACGCCUGCGAGUGAACAGUGGGGCUGCGAGUGCAGAUAUUCUGCAGGUUAACCAGCUGAGUAAGAUCUACCAGCAUCUGAAGAGGAGGGUUCACGCUGUCAAUGGCCUGUCCGUUGGCAUCCCAGCUGGAGAGUGUUUUGGAUUGCUGGGAGUCAAUGGUGCAGGGAAGACCACCACCUUCAAGAUGCUUACAGGAGACAUUAGCCCGACCGACGGCUCGGCUAAGAUCUGUAACAUAGACGGGAGAAUGGUCGACAUCAUGGACUGCAGGAGAGAGGGCAUAAACAUUGGUUACUGCCCCCAGGUGGACGCUCUAGAUGACCUUCUGACCGGAGAGGAACAUCUCUAUUUUUACGCUCGCAUCAGGGGCAUUUCCAAGAGAGAAAUUGACCGGGUCGUGAACUAUCUAUUGCAAAAGAUGGAGCUGAAUUACCACAGACAGAACACGAGCGAGAGCUACAGUUGCGGAACACGCCGGAAACUAUCCACAGCAUUGGCCCUUAUCGGAAAUCCUCAGAUCCUUCUACUGGAUGAACCCAGCUCUGGAAUGGACCCACGCACCAAACGCCACCUUUGGAGAAUCAUCCAGGAGCAGGUGAUGGGCAAAUGUGCUGUGGUGCUGACAUCACACAGUAUGGAGGAGUGUGAAGCCCUGUGCACCCGUCUGGCUAUAAUGGUGAAAGGACAGUUCACAUGUCUCGGGUCCCUGCAGCACAUCAAGAACAGGUUUGGCAAAGGAUUCACCGUUAAAAUGUACUUAGCGGGAGCCUCCUGUGAUGUGGAUAUGAUCAGCAACUUCAUGCAGCAAAAUUUCCCCAGCGUGUACCUAAAGGACCAUCAUUCCAACAUGGUGGAGUAUCACGUGCCUGUUGCUCCUGGUGGUGUGGCGUCCAUCUUUAACCAGCUGGAGUCCAACAAGGCUGCUCUGCAAAUCCAACACUUCUCGGUCAGCCAGACCACGUUGGAUGAGGUUUUCAUCAACUUUGCUGAAGGGAAGAUGGACGCAGACUCGCAAGAAGUGACUGACGGCUCAGACGUCGACAGUCUAGACUCAUACAAUGCUCUAGACACAUGAACUGCUUUGAUUUGCACACCAUAGCAUUAACUUAACCUCUAAAAAUGAAUUAAUAUAUAUAUAUAAUAUAUAUAUAUAUAUAUAUAUAUAUAUAUAUAUAGGAACUUUUAUUAACUAUAAAGUUUUGGUGUCAUGAUUUUUAUGAAGGACAAAAGAAAAUCUGUUUAAUUUUGUAUAGAACAAUGAAGGCUCUCAAUAUCUCAUGAAUAUUUUUUUUGUUUGUUUCAAUACCACAUGCCAAACUAUAUCCAAGACAUUAGAAUAUUCUCUUUAUUUGUCUACCUUAAGACACAUCCAGUGCUGCUUAUCUAAGUAAAUCUUUUAAACUUAGUAACCAAAAUUAUGAAGAAUCUUACCAGCUCUACCUAUUUUUAACUUGAAUGAUUUAACUGAACCACCAAAAUGUGUUACUUACUGCAUAAAACGUGUGCAGAGUGAUGAUUUGAUACUGACUACUGGCUCCAUUAAUGCUGAACUUCUUUGGGGUUCAUAUAAAUCACUGUGACCUUUUUGACUUCAAGAUAUAAAUGAUUCUUCAAUAUCUGCACAUCUUCACUCUCAUUAAUAUUUUCUCUGAAGGCACAUCUUUAGAGCGCAAGAAUGUACUGAAUAUUUCAUUGGCUCCCUUUUCUGUCUCCUUCAAGGCACGGUUCCUCUUUGAAAAUGUACCGAGCGUAUUUAUACAUUAAAGCUUUUUUUCAAAUGCA